AAAUCAAAAAUUCAAAAUACUGACGCUUGUACACAAAAGUGGGUUCGAAUCUUGCAGAACUAUCGUCAAAAAAAGAAUAUUUCUUAUGAUAUCCAAACUCUAAAUGAUAAAGAGCAACUUGAACAUGAAUUAUGCAAAUUUUUUGCUAAUAUUAAGCGACAGGAUGGAAAACCUUAUAAAGUCAAGUCAAUUGUAUCAGCCUACACCUCUCUUCGACGAUUUCUGUGUGAAACUUCAGUAAUUAAAAAUGUUAACAUUAAUGAUCGGUUUCAAUUUCCUAUUUUAUACCAGGUUGUGAAUGGAAAAUAUAUAGAAUUACAAGACCAAGGAUAUAGUGACCAAACAGCAAUGCAACUUACACAAAAAGUAUUUUUCUGGAAUGCAUACUUACUAGGAUUACAUGGUGGACGUGAGAAAAACAAUCAGGGUGGACUUCAAGAUCGAAAUAAAUAUGGAAAAUUUUCUAGCCGACGUAUACAUAUUCCUGCAGAUUUGCCAAACAAUAAAUUUAAACCUAUACAAGAUCUUCAGAGUUAUGUAAAUUUGCGUCCUGCAGAUGCAUAUGAAAAGUUUUAUUUGCAACUAACAAGAAAUUCACAAGCAAUUCAAGACAAGAACUUGUUUCUUAAAUCUGGACUUGGACGACAUACAUUAGCAAAUAUGAUGAAUGAUAUUGCACAAUCAUCUAAAAUCAAUAUCACUGAUCAACGUAUUACUAAUCAUUUAGGAAGAAGGACGGCCAUUCAACUUUUGUCUGAUCUUAGUGUAAAUGAACAUGAAAUGAUGACAUUUUCAGGUCAUCGAUCAGUUAAUGGAUUACGAUCUUACAAA
Messenger RNA from Racocetra persica, 831 nucleotides. Lineage: Eukaryota; Fungi; Glomeromycota; Glomeromycetes; Diversisporales; Gigasporaceae. The record is from the annotation of a GenBank genome assembly.